This is a messenger RNA of Mizuhopecten yessoensis (Yesso scallop), 1765 nucleotides long. RefSeq lists its product as uncharacterized. Gene Ontology annotation, cellular component: mitochondrion. Lineage: Eukaryota; Metazoa; Mollusca; Bivalvia; Pectinida; Pectinidae. The transcript has 5 exons. Gene Ontology annotation, molecular function: ribosomal large subunit binding. Bases 224 to 1453 code for a protein of 409 amino acids. The record is from RefSeq and is a predicted model, not a curated record. Gene Ontology annotation, biological process: negative regulation of ribosome biogenesis; negative regulation of translation.
UGUUUUGAAUUGACAUUGACAAAACCCAUUUCACGAGGUUGAUAGUCCGUGUUGUGAUGGGUGCAUUCCCGGAUACACUGAUGUACAUUUUCCAUUUACAAAAACAAUAUUUGUAUGCAUAUCACAGUAGCAGAUUGUAGCGCUCAGUUUCUACUUCUGAAUUCAAUUAUAAAUGAAGCCACAGACACAGAAGAAUAAUUUCAACAAUUCCACAUAAUUGACAAUGGUUUCAUUACCAUUCCUACGAUUGACAUGCACCAGCAUGUGCAAAUACAUUUUGAGAAAUAUUAAUCUCAACAAAAGUUAUCAUCUGAGAAAUAUGAAAUUGGACAAUCUUCUGCAAGUCAAAAGAUGUAAACACUUGUGUCGUUUAAGAAAGACAAAUGCUGUCACUUUUGAAUUGACUAAAAUGAGUUCAGAACUGAAGUACCAAAUCAGCCCCCAGAGCUGGAAUACUUGCUCCUCUUCUACAUCAACAAGUUGUCAACCUUUUUCCAGUGCGGUUGAUGGAAGGUUUCGGAUGUUUUCCACAACAUCGUGUCAUUUUAGUGACAACAAAGAUGAUGACAUUCUGAAGGAUGAUCCAUUCCUAAGAGACAUAUUAAAAGAAAUCAGAAAAGAUUUUUCGUCAGAUUCUAAGACAGAUCAACCAGCGGCAGGUCUUGAUGAAAGUAAAGUAGGUAAAAUAGAGGAAAUUAUGAAAGAAAACAAUGACAAAAAGAAGGAUGAAAACAAAGUUCGGACUAAUGACAUUAGUGGAAGUAGUAGUGAUAGCGAUACAUCAUCUUCAAGUGACAGUUCAAGUUCAGACGAGGAUGAGGAUUCUACCGCAGGAACAAACGAAAGUGGUAAACUUUCACAGGAACAUCAGUCUUCUUCAACAGAACCUGAUAUAGAUAUAGGAGGGUUCAUCAGUCUCGAUCCUAUGGAAAGCUUUGAAGAAGUAGAAGAAUUCCCAGACACAUUUGAACCAGAAGUAGUUCCUCAAUGGGAAUCUCCAAUUGACCUCAAAAGAGGAGUUACGGGCGUCUACGACAUUGAGGAACUUGUCGUUUUACUGAAGGCUGAAAACGCCAAAGACGUUUGUGUGAUACGGAUGCCGGAUCACCUGAACUUAGGCGACUACAUCGUCAUUGUGACCACCUGGUCUUAUCGUCACAUGAAAGCCAUCACCAAAAACGUUGUGUCCAUCUAUAAACUGAAGAAAAACUCUUCUGACAGAUUUCCGUUGGUUUCCGGAGUAGAUGAAGGAGAAUGGGUAGCCUUCGAUUUAGGUAACAUCAUCCUGCAUGUGUUUAAGGAAGAGGUGAGAGAGAAAUAUGACCUUGAAACUCUGUGGGCUGUGGGUCCGAAAUUUGAUGAGAAAAGUGAACAAGCUGUCAGUCCCUACAUACUUGAAGACUCUGAUCUGGAUUGGCUUAAGGAAUUCUACAAAGAAAAGGCUGAGAAUUAGGAAAGAUAAUUAGAUGUAAUAUAAAAACCUGGAAGUGGAUAAACUGGAAAUUUGUUAGAUGUGAACUAAAAACCUAUAAGUAAUAGGUAUAUUCGUGAUGGUGUUAUAGAGACAUUUUAAUUGCAGAGAGGCGUUACAAAAUUGACUGGUUUGAGACUAAUUCUGAAAACAUCUCAAUAACAGGACAAGCUUGCAUCAUUAUAUUGACUGAAAUCUAUUCAGAUAUUAUAUAAAUGGAUCUUAGUAAAAAAAAACUGUUGAAGAGUGAUUAAAAGGCAAAAGUUUAAACAAAAGUGAUUUUCGUUUGUACUU